This is a messenger RNA of Telopea speciosissima, 2235 nucleotides long. Its product is annotated as sister chromatid cohesion 1 protein 1-like. NCBI's taxonomy places the organism in Eukaryota, Viridiplantae, Streptophyta, Magnoliopsida, Proteales, Proteaceae. Gene Ontology annotation, biological process: synaptonemal complex assembly; replication-born double-strand break repair via sister chromatid exchange; mitotic sister chromatid cohesion. The transcript is spliced from 20 exons. Gene Ontology annotation, cellular component: cohesin complex; synaptonemal complex. Gene Ontology annotation, molecular function: protein binding; chromatin binding. The coding region runs from base 1 to 2115 and encodes 704 amino acids. The record is from RefSeq and is a predicted model, not a curated record.
AUGGAGUUAGACUAUACUCCGCUUGAAAUGAAUGAAAUCAUUGAUGGUGAAAAAAUUGCCCACUGCUUAUUCAAGGAAACUGAAUCCGAACGAGACAGAUGGGAAGGAGCUUUGGUUGGGUUCAUCCUUGGGCCAAAACCAUCCUAUGCAGCCAUGAAGAAGUUCGUCACCAGCAGAUGGAAGCACGUUGGCACGAUGGAAGUCUACAACUUGGACAGAGCUGAUGUUGUUAACAUCAUAUUAUUGGAUCCUUUUGAUUCAUACCGGAUGGAUGCAAAUCUAUAUAAUCGCUUUCAGAGCGAAGAAAUAUUGAAUCCGGCAGUUCCGAUGGCUCUCCGACUCUCUGGCAUACUCAUGGGUGGAGUGGUGAUCGUCUACGAGCGGAAGGUGAAGAUACUCUACGACGAUGUUCAACGUCUACUGGUUGAGAUCAACGAAGCAUGGAAAGUGAAAUCCGUUUCGGAUCGUAACGUCCUUCCCAAAGGAAAAUGUCAGGCCAAGUACGAAGCUGUCACCCUGCCAGAUCAUCACGAAGAAAUGGAGCUCGGCGUUGGUGAUCCAUCGGAUUAUAGGCAUUUUUCCAUGCGACUGGAUGAAGUUGACAUUCCCGACAUUAGCAACUGUGCUGAAGGUGAUGAUCUCUCCAAACAUAACCAUCAAGCUGAUGCUAUUAACAUCACAUUAUUGGAUCCUUUUGAUUCAUACCGGAUGGAUGCAAAUCUAUAUAAUCACUUUCAGCGGUUUGAUAUUGAAGAAGAUGAAUGCACACAAUUGAACUCAAGUCCUCAAGAGCACUCACCAGUCCCGAUGACUCUAGUCUCCUCACCACUUCCUCAAGAGGAGCCUCAACCAGCUACUUGUGUCCAAGAGCAGCAUCCAGAACCUCAUGGUACUGAAGACGCUCUUCAGCCCCAGCAGAAUGAACAGAAGCGUGGUCCAACAAAAAGAAAACCAAGAAAAGAACCAAAGUGCUUUGUUAUGGAUUAUGAGCAAACCAUCAUCCCAGGCCACACUUACCAAUCUUGGCUAGAGAACCCUUCUGACAUCAUCUCAACAAGGAAGUCAAAUGCUGUUGAUCUCAAGGUUAUCAUGCUGUCACAGCAUGUCAAUCUUAGGUCUACCAUGAAGACAACCCACCUUAUGGACCUCCCACCAGUGGCACUUUGUGGGUUAUUAGGACAGAGAAACAAAGAAGCCCACUACCCUCCACCUCUUAUGGAGCUGUGGCUGAGAUGCACCCAGCUUCGAACCACCAAUGCUUCAGAUUCUGUCUUGCCUGCAGGAAGAACUUCUGCAACCCAACUGCCAGAACAAUUUUUACCUUCAAGUAGGACGCAUGAUGAUCAAAUCCCCAUGGAAUUUCCUUUGGAGAAGGAUCUUCCCAGUGGAGAUGGUUUUGAGCCAUUUGAAGUCCCCAUGGAGAAUCCAGGUGGCAACCUUAACAACAGUAAAAUGCCAUGGGAUGUCUCCGCAGAGAAACUAAUGCCCAAUCAUAUCAACAAUGAAUUCCCAUGGAAAGUCUCCAGUACUGGAACACCAGGGAUCAAUCUUGUGGACUUUGAAAUGCCCGUAAAUGAGGCCAACCUGUUCGUUACACCAGGAAAUUCUGGAAACAAUGCAGGAACCAUUCCCAGCUCUGGAUCUGGAAAUGAUUUCCAGAUACAUAUCCAAGAACUCAAACUGCAUUCUGGAAGGUCCAGCAGAAAAAGGCCUUAUUCAUCAUCACACGGCCAUAGCAAUCUUGAAUCAGUGGCAGAGGAGCCAUCAGCACCAUUCGAUGAACAAGGAUUCAAGCUACCAGGAGUAUAUGAAAAUGGGCCCACCCCAGAUCAUGAACUGUUGGUGGAAACUGGGCCUACUCCAAGCCAACAUCGUAUUGUCAAUCACCCUGUCGACAAAAUCACUGAUUCGAUGCGGAAGUAUCUGAAGACACAUUUUGACAUGCCAGGGGUUCCUCAAGUUGAAUCUCUCAAUCACCUGGCCUUUGAAAUGGAAAGACGUAAGGCUGCCCAGCUAUUCUACCAAACAUGCGUUCUUGCUACACGUGACUUCCUUAGGGUUGAGCAGACCAUACCGUAUGGGGACAUCCUAAUAUCUAGAGGAUCAAAGAUGUGAGUAGAGAGUAGAGAGUAGAGGUGAAAGAUGAUCACCUUCCAAUGUUUCUUUUCACAAUUCCAUCACUUGGGUUCUGUUACUCGGCAAAUUAGAAGGGGUACUUAUUCAAGUUAUACUGGA